UGAGUCAUCAGCGAUGCUCAGACGUUCAAAGUAUUAUGCUGAUCCCUCUCCCUCGCUCUGCCUCCCUCCCUCUCUCACUCUGAGCUUCUCGUUGUACAUCAGCUAGACUCGGGUGCGUGUCCAGGAUGAGGAGCGCACACGCUGCGUGACGGAGCGAGCCCUCGUCCACCUGGCUGCUCACGUGCGUGUCGGCGUUCGGGAGGAGGAUUCCUCCACUGAGUGUCAGCCUCGCACCGGUCCCCUGCUCCCUCCUCUCUUCUUCUUCUUCUUCUUCUUCUUCUGUGUUUUCGGUUUUUGUUUUUCCUCCCAGAGGCUGGUCAAAUCCUCUCCUCCAUGUCUGGCUCUCCACCUGGCCUCCAUGAGUUUAAUUGAGGACAAGCCAUUCCUCCCUGGAAGAUGGGAAAUGCUUCAGACGCAGCCUCUUUGUUUGCCUCGAGCAUCUCGAAGGAGCACGACAUCCUCAUGGGCUCCGUCUACAGCUUGUUUUGUAUCCUGUCCCUCAUAGGCAACUGCCUUCUGCUGCUUGUUGCUUUUCACAAGCGAUCAACUUUGAAACCAGCAGAGUUCUUCAUCAUCAACCUCUCCAUCAGCGACCUUGGGAUGACGCUGUCUCUCUUUCCACUGGCGAUACCGUCGGCCUUUUCGCACAGGUGGCUUUUUGGAGAAAUUACCUGCCAGCUUUAUGCCAUGUGUGGAGUGUUGUUUGGUCUCUGCAGCCUGACAAACCUCACUGCCCUCUCCUUGGUGUGUUGCCUUAAAGUCUGCUUCCCUACUUAUGGGAACAAGUUCUCGCCCUCACACGCCCGYCUCCUGGUGGCYGGAGUGUGGUGCUACGCAUCUGUGUUUGCCGUGGGGCCCCUGGCACAGUGGGGGCGUUACAGCGCUGAGCCGUACGGCACGGCCUGCUGCAUCGACUGGCACGCACCCAACCAGGAGCUUUUAGCUUUGACAUACAUAGUCUGCCUUUUCGUCUUUUGCUAUGCACUGCCCUGCACAAUCAUCUUCCUCUCCUACAGUUUCAUUCUGCUGACCGUGCGGGGAUCGCGUCAGGCGGUUCAGCAGCAUGUGUCACCCCAGACCAAGACCACCAAUGCACACACUCUCAUUGUGAAGCUGUCCAUAGCAGUGUGCAUUGGUUUUCUGGGAGCCUGGACCCCUUAUGCUGCCGUGGCGAUGUGGGCUGCUUUCGGAGACGCCACAGUCGUCCCUCCAGUUGCGUUCGCCCUGGCCGCAGUGUUUGCCAAGUCUUCCACCAUCUACAACCCAAUGGUCUACCUGCUGUGCAAGCCCAAUUUCCGCGAGUGUUUAUGUAGAGACACGUCUACACUGCGACAGAUGAUCUACAGAGGUAGUCCACAGCCGCAGGAGCGAUUCAGCUUCACUCCACAGCGCAACAAGGACACGAGUGCCUCCACAAGGUUCUCAAAUGGUCAGCAAGAUAGCUACGGGGCAUGUCUGAACUGUACCGAGGAUGCAGCGCUGUGUCAUGUGAGCGCUCCGCAGAAGACUGCCUGCGUCCUGACGGGAUCCACCUACACCGAGGUGACAGUUAGUCAGCUYUCAGCCAAACCAGGAACAGAUUUCAUCUAACAGAGCGCUUUCUGGUUCCAUGAAGCAGACAGCUCUGGACACAUGCUUCAAACACUAGAAAAGACCUGAUGUAACCCAUUUCCUACUCAGUCUAAACACCAUGGCAACUCCACAGAACUGCAUGAGCCGCUGUGGAAUCCUGAAGGACUGAAAUGACAAAUCUGCACUGGUCUGAGUCAGUCUGAAUAGAUUUACCACUGACAUUUAUGUUUGUCUCAAGGUUUGCUUCACCUUAAGGUUGCUGGCGGUUUUAUUUUAUCCAACAGACAUUUAUCAGGACUCAAAUUCGGUAAAAACUAAGACAGUGGUGCUGCUGCUGGAUCAGGGACUCUUUGUUUCUCAUGUGAAAGAGGAAACACAGAGACACGGGAGAUCACACGAUAAGAAAGAAAGUAAAUGUGCAGCUGUAACGUGUUUCUGAACUUAAAAUCACAACUCCCUGUUGACUUGAACACCUCUGUGUGAAUAUGUUGUUAGUGUUGUUAUCAUUACAACUAGUAUUCAUUAAAAAAGAAACUUCUUAGAAACAAAUACACUGCAAAAACACUAAAUCUUACCAAGUACUUUAGGUCUAGUAAAUAUCUUAGUACACUUGAGCUGAGACAAAAUUUACUUACAAGUAACUUUUCAGCAAAAUAUAGGUGCUUGAUGAAAUAAUCCUGUCAGAUUAUCUCACUUAUAAUAUGGGAAAAAUGUAUUGUUAUAAGUGAAUAAUCUGUCAGUGGAACUAGYACUUUUUCAUCAAUAUUAUAUAACUAUCAACUUUAAACCAGCUGCUAUAUCUUGCUGAAAUGUUUGUAAGAGUUUGUGAUUUUGCAGUGUACACAAGAAUCAUCAUUGCACCAUUUUCUAUUUUUCGUCAAGGUCUGACCAGACGAUUCAGAUUUUGAGCAAUUUCUUUGUGUUUUUAUUUAUUUAUUUUAAUGUUGCCAUUUUUUUGCCAGUUUCAAGCAUCCAGUAUCCUGAUGCGAGUUAAAACCGAAAGUAGUCGUACCCUUGAUUUAUUUACAUUUACACUUGAAUCUGAUUUUUAAAAAAUCUGUGGAUUGAGUUAAAGAUUAGCAUUAUGGCAAAGAGGGYUUCCAAUCUCWGACUUGGAUCUCAUUACUGAAGAGAAACUGUCAAAAUAUCUGUGGAAACACAUAAAAGGAUGUGAUUGUUGUAAUGCCAAUAAUUUCCACUGAUUAUUCAGGAGUGUAUGAAUAAAUUGGCAUGCCAUUUGUUAAUAAAAAACUGAUAAAUUAAUUGAUUUUGAAACUUAACCUAUCUUUAUAUGGUCUUUAGCAAGAUGCCCGUUUCACUUUCAAAAACAAGUGUCUUGCUUGAACAGAAAGAAAAGUCAAAUCUGCCCRGGGUAUGAAAAACUUUAGGCUGAGUUGUACAUGGCGUGUGGAAGUUGCAGCUCUGAUAGAGUUAAAAUGUUCAAUUAGAUCAAAUAAUCUGUGGCAGCUUCAGUUAGUUAAUGAUCAAACURUGUCAAYGACRAUGGUGCAGUGGCGUUACGUUCCUGUGGCAUUUAAACCAAAGAUAGAAACAGAGUAGUGUGAUGGGAGAAUAAGGACCUGAACACAUAAAAGAGAAUCAAAUGUAGUGAGUGAAUCUGUCAGUAAGUGAGUGUUUUAGUUCUGAUGCAGUUAAAUACAUAAAACAAGCAUUUUAAUCUUUCAACAKCUGCGUUUCCAYUGACCAUAGAACUGUGYAAAUUGGAAUUACAAAAUAAAUUUGCUUAAUAUAAAGAACUCMCACUUUAGGAGGAUGAAAUMAUUUUUUGUGUAUUUUGCACAAAACUCCAGCGGAARAACUUUUUUUGCAUCACGUGUUGGAAAGCUACUGRUGGAAAAGACAAAGAUGACRACAGGAAGUGGUAGAAGGAUGAUGGCGAAUUGUGUUUUUAAUGACUUAUCACCUGAACAAACUUAUUCACGCAUGAUUUUAAUUGCAUUUCUUUUUCAAUGGAAACACACCAAUUGUGAAAUUCGACAUCUGGAAUAUCAACAGAGUUUUGUGCAUAUUUGUAAUGGAAACGCAGCUAAUAACUGAUCCGACCCAUUUAGAGGAAAUCUGAUCAUUCCGAUCUUUGGUUAAUGUGUGUUUUCUCUACUUUCAGGCUCACUGCGUUCAAACUAUGUGAAUAAAAAAGUAGAUUUGUGUUAGAUUUUACACACAACUAGAACAUGAUAACCAGACAUAAUUUAGACUUUUAUGUCAUUGCAAAAAGAAGGAAAUACUUUUGUUUUGUUUUUUUUAAAUCUGGAUUUCCAAAGUAGUUUACAAGCUGACAAAGACAGAUUUACUUUAAUAAUUGCUUAAAUGUUUUUAUUUAAUCCUUGCACAUCAGGGCCACUUAUCAUGUAAAGCAGAUUCCACUGCAGCUCCUUUUAUUGUCGUCCUGCUCAUCUUUCCUGGCAAUUAAUGUGAAUAAAAGCCUUAUACUGAAAUAAACGAGAAAAUGAUCAUAUCUGCGUCCUGCAUGCUGCUCCCAAAAUCUGCUUUCCUAGAAAUUAGAAACACAYUUAAAUCAAUUUUCUUUCUUUUUUCACUGCUGUCUGGCUUCCUGUGUAUGUAAACAUGAGCAUAAGUAAUGCUAUUAUUGACUAAUAAAAAAAAAAAAGAAUCU
Poecilia reticulata (guppy) is the source of this 4207-nucleotide messenger RNA. RefSeq names its product opsin 7, group member d (gene opn7d). Gene Ontology annotation, molecular function: G protein-coupled receptor activity. Gene Ontology annotation, cellular component: membrane. The record is from RefSeq and is a predicted model, not a curated record. NCBI's taxonomy places the organism in Eukaryota, Metazoa, Chordata, Actinopteri, Cyprinodontiformes, Poeciliidae. Gene Ontology annotation, biological process: visual perception; G protein-coupled receptor signaling pathway.